Messenger RNA from Closterium sp. NIES-65, 2928 nucleotides. NCBI's taxonomy places the organism in Eukaryota, Viridiplantae, Streptophyta, Zygnematophyceae, Desmidiales, Closteriaceae. The record is from the annotation of a GenBank genome assembly.
AUGGACGCCCACGUGGACACAUUCAACGCGCUCAACGGCCUGAACGACGGCCACACCAUGUUCUGGUCCAACUGCUUCUUCGGCGUGGCUACCUUCGUCCUCCCGCUUCCGCUUUUCGCGGUCGUGGAGGAAGGUCAGCAGAUCGUUCGCGUCGCCACGCGCCAAUACCUGGAGCGGCUCAACGGGAUCGAUGAGGACGCGAAGAAGCUCUGGGGUUUCGAUUUUUCCGCCUACGAGUUACAGCAGGUGCUCGCCAUAGAGGGCCAGCCGGCAGUGGAGUAUAUCAAGCAGUGGGCGGACAAGCACGGCGGCAUGGUGCGCAACCCCAGUGCGCGUUUCAACAUGAUGUUCGCCGGGCUCGACCCGGAGGGAAAAGCCAAAUUGAGCCAUCACGCGGGGGAGUUUGUUGUGCGGGAGCUGGUUCCAGAAAGCGAUACGCUGCAGGUGUCCGUUUUCACAGGGCGCCAGCAGCAGCAGCCACAGGAGAAGCAGGAAGGCAAGGAGGAAGCAGGGUCGUCAAGCAACGAUGCGCAGAGCAGCGACAAGGUUGCACCCAGGAUACUGGCUGGAGAGGAGGGGGCAGCCAUCACAAUGGAGAAGGUGUCUGCUGACGAUGCCUACUACCUGGUGUAUCUGGUGGACAACCGCACGGCAGUGAUAGUGCUGCACACAUUCAGCGUGGACCCCACUACGGAGGAGGAGCUCGCAGUCAGCAGGCCUGACGUGAAUCCCAUCAACUACCUCGCUGAGGAGAUUCUCAAAGCCAUGGAUACUGCCAGGAGCACCGACUGCGCGGAGGUCAUAUUCGACGUGCGCGAUAACGGCGGCGGGUACGUCACACUGGCCUCACACACAGUCGUCGCACUUCUCGGCACGCGCAACGUGCCUCUAGCGGAAGCAACCCUACCCAUGGACUUCAUUAUAGGCACCAACUUCACCUGGAGCCUCAUGGAGGAUCAGGCCAUUCCUGGCUACGUCACGAACGCGUACACUCAGCCCAGCGACGGCACGUCGCUCCUCUCGUCUGCUGAAGACUACACUCCUCUGCAAAACGUCCCCUUCUCCGUCGCCGGCCGCAUCGGCACCUAUACCGCGGAUUUUAAACUGAAUUUCGAUUAUUUCUACGGCGACUUGGCGGCGCGGCCCGAGUUUUCGGAGCCGUUUUUCGGCGCGCGGCCGUUUCUGUUUCUCGCGGACGGGGACUGCUUCUCCACCUGCGCCGUCCUCACGCACAUGCUGGGUAAACGCUACAAAGUACCCAUGGUAACCGUGGGUGGUUACCUCGACCAGCCCGUGUCCGUGAGCGCGUCGUGCCUGGGCUACACCAUGCUCUCGUUAAACUGCGCCGUCUCGGUUCCGCUAAGCCGCACGAACCACGCCAACGACCCGCACGCGUCGAAACCGUUUAAAACGAACAUGGAUGUUUCCAUGGCGUUUACUAACGGGUACGUGGACUCCGGCGUUCCGUGCGAGUUCGAAUUUCUGCCCAGUCAGCACCACGUGGACUACACCGUAGAUCGCAUCGACAAGCCCGAGCCUGCCUUCGCCGGUCGACUUCUCGUAGACGAUUCCAUAGCAGCCUCUCUCAGUGCUGAUAGCGAAGCUUCUCUAGCGGGAGCCGCUGAUGUUACCGUUGGAUCGGGAACGAGCGGUCCAGAGGCAGCGAGCGUGGUGCAGAGCGGUGCAGCGGACCCGUGCGCGCUGUGGAGUCAGGAUAUUGCCACGAAUGCAGCGAGCUGGGACGUUGCGAAGCCCUCUACAGUUCGCGAAUGCUUGCGAAACCUGAAGAUCAGAGAGAGUGACGUGGAAGAUCUUCGGUCAGUAGUCAACGGAGUCAACAACCACUACGUCUACAAGGACAUCGCCGUUGACUCGCCCGACCAGACGAACCUUCCCAGCAGCGUCGACAUCGUCGCGGAGCUGACGGUCAUUCUGCAGCGCGCCGAGCAGGGCGAAUACGAACGGCUGAUGGACGCCCACGUGGACACGUUCAACGCGAUCAACGGCCUGAACGACGGCCUGAACGCAGCAAGCAGCAGCGGCGGCGGCAACGGCGGCGGUGGCGGCGGCGGUGGAGGCAGCAAAGAGAGGGGUUUGGGGGAGGCUCUUCCUGUGUUCCAGCGGGAUGUGCUGAGGAGGCGACUCCAGUAUGGGCAACACCAGCAGCCCCACAGGCGCCAGUUGCAGCGGCAGUUGCAGGAGCAGCAGGCGGAGGGGCAAGAGGAGCAGGGGCAAGAGGCGCAGGGGCAAGAGGCGCAGGGGCAAGAGGCGCAGGGGCAAGAGGAGCAGGGGCAAGAGGCGGAGGGGCAAGAGGCGCAGGGGCAAGAGGCGCAGGGGCAAGAGGAGCAGGGGCAAGAGGAGCAGGGGCAAGGGGAGCAGGGGCAAGAGGAGCAGGGGCAAGAGGAGCAGGGGCAAGGGGAGCAGGGGCAAGGGGAGCAGGAGCAAGGGGAGCAGGGGCAAGAGCUGGAGGGGCAAGAGACAGAGGGGCAAGGGGAGCAGGGGCAAGAGGAGCAGGUGCAAGGGGAGCAGGGGCAAGAGGCGCAGGGGCAAGAGGAGCAGGGGCAAGGGGAGCAGGGGCAAGAGGAGCAGGGGCAAGGGGAGCAGGGGCAAGGGGCGGAGGGGCAAGAGGCGGAGGGGGAGGGGCAAGAGGCGCAGGGGCAAGAGGCACAGGGGCAAGAGACGGAGGGGCAACAGGGGGAGGAUCAACAGGGGGGUGGGGAAGAGGUGGGUGGGGAAGAGGUGGGUGGGGAAGAGGCGGGUGGGGAAGAGGCGGGUGGGGAAGAGGUGGGUGGGGAAGAGGCUGGUGGGGAAGAGGCGGGUGGGGAAGAGGCGGGUGGGGAAGAGGCAGGUGUGGAAGAUGGGGUUGGAGAAGACUCAGGUGGGGAAGAGACGGAUGGGCAAGGGGCGCCGGUGGUAAUCAUCUUCUAA